This is a messenger RNA of Salarias fasciatus (jewelled blenny), 1158 nucleotides long. It is a transcript of the gene ak6, whose product is annotated as adenylate kinase 6. The coding region runs from base 216 to 740 and encodes 174 amino acids. The transcript has 5 exons. The record is from RefSeq and is a predicted model, not a curated record. Gene Ontology annotation, molecular function: ATP hydrolysis activity; ATP binding; AMP kinase activity. Gene Ontology annotation, cellular component: nucleus; cytoplasm. NCBI's taxonomy places the organism in Eukaryota, Metazoa, Chordata, Actinopteri, Blenniiformes, Blenniidae.
AGCGUGACGUCACGACGCUAGCUGGUAGCCGAGCGCUAGCAGCUGCAGCAAACGUCCCCCUUUCUGUCAACUUCCGGCCGCUCCAGGUUUGGUUUUUCCUCUGAUUAAAGGUCAGAAGGUGUGAAUGAAUGUAAACUCCUGCUGAUAACGCGGCAGCGCUGUCUUCAGGUGUCCGGAGCUCCGAGGCUCACGCACGUGCUGGAUGCUAGCAAGCUAUGAAGAUGAAGAAGAGACCCAACAUUCUGCUGACAGGGACGCCUGGUGUUGGGAAGACCACCCUGGGGAAGGAGCUGGCCCAGCAGACCGGGCUGACCUACGUCAACAUCGGAGACCUGGCUCAGGAAGGACAGCUCUACGACGGCUAUGACCACGAGUACCAGUGUCCCGUUCUGGACGAGGACAAGGUGGUGGACGAGCUGGAGGACAGGAUGACGGAGGGGGGUGUGAUCGUAGACUACCACGGCUGCGACCUGUUCCCGGAGCGCUGGUUCCACAUCGUCUUCGUCCUGCGGACGGACAACACCCGGCUGUACAGUCGUCUGGAGAGCAGAGGCUACAGCGGGAAGAAGCUGCAGGACAACGUGCAGUGUGAGAUCUUCCAGACCAUCUACGAGGAGGCGGUGGACGCCUACCGGGAGGACAUCGUCCACCAGCUGCCCAGCAACACGCCCGAGGACCUGGAGCGCAACCUGGACCAGAUCCUGCAGUGGACCCAGCAGUGGAUGAAGGACCACAACUAGCUGGCAGACAGGAAACACAGGACAGUCCAGCCCCACCCCCACGGUCCAGGCCCCGCCCAGCGUUAGCGUGGGCUGCUAGCAGAGCGGCACCGCCAGGCCACCAUCCCGCCACGCCGCCACCCCGCCAGGCCACCAUCCCGCCAGGCAACCACCCCACCAUCCCGCCACGCCACCUCCAGGCCGCCACCUCCAGGCCGCCACCGCCAGGCCACCAUCCCGCCACGCCACCACCCCGCCAGGCCACCAUCCCACCCUGCCAGGCCACCACCCCACCAGGCCACCAUCCCGCCAGGCCACCACCCCGCCAGGCCACCAUCCCACCCCGCCAGGCCACCACCCCACCAGGCCACCAUCCCACCCCGCCAGGCCACCAUCCCACCCUGCCAGGCCACCAUCCCACCCCGCCAGGCCACCAUCC